Molecule: messenger RNA, 902 nt
Organism: Otolemur garnettii (small-eared galago)
Lineage: Eukaryota; Metazoa; Chordata; Mammalia; Primates; Galagidae
Gene: SNCB
Product: synuclein beta
Exons: 6
Coding region: 276-680 (134 amino acids)
Biological process (GO): synaptic vesicle endocytosis; chemical synaptic transmission; synapse organization
Cellular component (GO): axon terminus; neuronal cell body; cytoplasm
Molecular function (GO): cuprous ion binding
Source: RefSeq, a predicted model, not a curated record
CCAGAGGGGGCGCUGAGCUCAGAGCUGCCGCAGCGCCGGAGCCGGAACAGAGAGCGCAAGCUAGCAGGGCGCGAGGAACUAGCUGUGGCUGGGCGACGCACCCUAGACCUGGCACUGCUGAGACCCUGCUCAGGGCCCGCAACUGAGCGCCCGGCCACGGCCCGAUUCCCUAUCGGCUUCGAGUCCAUCCCGGCACGGCCUAGCCGAGCACCCGCGUCCAUCUGCCGCAGCCACCGCUCCAUCCCCUGCCCGGGCCCCACAUCCAGGCCGCCAGGAUGGACGUGUUUAUGAAGGGCCUGUCCAUGGCCAAGGAGGGCGUUGUGGCUGCCGCGGAGAAAACCAAGCAGGGGGUCACUGAGGCAGCAGAGAAGACCAAGGAGGGCGUCCUCUACGUUGGAAGCAAGACCCGAGAAGGGGUGGUACAAGGUGUGGCUUCAGUGGCUGAGAAAACCAAGGAGCAGGCCUCACAUCUGGGAGGAGCUGUGUUCUCUGGGGCUGGCAACAUUGCUGCGGCCACAGGCCUGGUGAAGAAGGAGGAAUUCCCCACCACUAUGAAGCCAGAGGAAGUGGCCCAGGAAGCUGCUGAGGAGCCACUGAUUGAGCCCCUGAUGGAGCCAGAAGGGGAAAGUUAUGAGGAAACACCCCAGGAGGAAUAUCAGGAGUAUGAGCCAGAGGCAUAAGGGCCCAGGACGGCCCCCCACCAGCAGCACAACUACCCCCCUGUCCCUGCCCCAUCCCCCAGAGCCAGGGCUGUCCUUCUAUCCCUUUCCCCCAAACACGAGAUCUUCCUUCUGCUCUGAGGCGACCCCUCGGAGCCUGUGUUAGUGUUUGUUCAUCUGUCUGUCUCACCCGCCCGCGUCCAACCCUGGGGCGUGAAUAGGACUAGGGCUGCAGCCGCGGCU